CGCUGCCAGCGCCGCCAUGCCUUCUAAAAUGGCGGCGUCCAUGUGUCUCGUCUCAUAACAUCAGCGAUUGACGGAACGCUGUGGUACGAUGACAGAUUUUCAAGAAGAGCAGAGGAACGAGAUAGAGGCGUUAGAAUCCAUAUACCCUAGUGAACUCGAGAUUUUGGAGACAGAACCGUACCAUGCAUUCACGAUCGACGUCAAAGCUGACGCCGGUGAUCAGCCCGAAGGCGAACAAAUGUCGGUGAAGUUGAAGUUUACCUACGUACCUGCCUACCCUGAGGAAGGCCCAUUGAUUGAGGCAGCCGAAUAUGAGAACAUCGAAGAGGAGGACGUCGAGGCGUUGAUGACGGCACUUAAAGAGCAGGUCCAAGAAAACCUUGGCAUGGUCAUGAUUUUCACUCUUGUCUCGGCUGCCACCGAGUGGCUGAAUCAGCACACAGAGAGCGUCAAGUUCAACAAGAACGAAGCACUGAGACUGCAGAAAGAAAAGGAAGAGGAAGCAGAGAGGGUUAAGUUUGAAGGCACCAGAGUUACUGUGGAGAGCUUCCUGGCAUGGAAGAGCAAAUUCGAUGCAGAGAUGGCAGAGAUUAGGAACAGGGACAAGACACUGAACGCAUCCGGGAAACUCACGGGGAGAGAACUCUUCGAGAAAGACACGAACCUCAUCGACUCUGAUCUCCAGUUCAUGCAAGAAGGGGAGGAAGACGUCAAAGUGGACGAAUCGCUGUUUCAAGAACUGGAGGACUUGGACCUGGAAGAACUCGAUGACGACGAAGUGAAAGCGUGACGAUAGGAGUGUGGCUAUUAACAAAAUGUUUUUUUUAUUAUACCAUUGUUCUUGUUUUCUCUGUAAGAAUAAACUUUUCUAGCAUGCACUAAACUUACAAAAAACACUGGCAUUUGGCAGCCCACGUAGGAUUUCUAGU
Messenger RNA from Rhipicephalus sanguineus (brown dog tick), 929 nucleotides. RefSeq names its product RWD domain-containing protein 1. Gene Ontology annotation, biological process: cytoplasmic translation. NCBI's taxonomy places the organism in Eukaryota, Metazoa, Arthropoda, Arachnida, Ixodida, Ixodidae. The transcript is spliced from 6 exons. The record is from RefSeq and is a predicted model, not a curated record. Gene Ontology annotation, molecular function: protein binding. The coding region runs from base 89 to 790 and encodes 233 amino acids.